GUCAGGUCAGGUCAGCUCACCGUGAUGGUUCGUUGAGAGGAGGUGUAGCGCAUCCCUGCUGGUGGCCAGCAGCUGGAGCGCGGCGGCGUGCUAGGCGGCCACAUGCGGUUCCGAGAUGACUCUGAUGUGGGGUUGUCGUCACACAACGCACCCAACACACAACACAACGCUCCGAUGCGUAAGCAAGAACGACCACACACACAACGAUGGCACACAAUGAAUGGAUGGAGGCAUCAUCCAACCGGCUCUGGCUCUUGUUGUUGUGUCAGCACGUCUUCCAGCGUUCCUCGCUCCCAGAGUCCCUCUCGGACCAUUCGUGUAUGGCCGCCCUCCCUGCCCUCCCCCUCACCUGCCCCACCUGCACCUCGGCGUCCCAUCGCACAUACCUUCGGCUCCUCUCCUCCCUCCCUCCGCUGCGCGCAUCCAUCCACACCCGAUCUACGCCAAUCAGAUGGCCUCGAAUGCGCAACUCGGCCUCGCCAACCGCCCCCCCUUCUCGCCGCAGAAUCUCGGCAUGUUCGGACUGAGUGGGAUGGCAGCAGACACAGCGCUGCAGCCGAAAGGAAGUUGCAGCAAGGGCAACUGUCGGCCAAGGGGGACGGCUGGUGGCGCCUGA
Vitrella brassicaformis is the source of this 616-nucleotide messenger RNA. The record is from the annotation of a GenBank genome assembly. Lineage: Eukaryota; Vitrellaceae.